AUGAUCAUCAAUCAAUUGAUUUACCUUUUGUUCAUCAUCUUAUUACUAAUAUCUUCACUUGGAGCAUUGGCUGGUGAUAGUAUGGAUAGUUCUGAUGAUAGUGAUGAUGAUAAUAAUUUGGUAUAUACACGUGCACAUCGUCAACUUAAAAAGUUUGCAUAUGCAAAUCCAUGUGAAGUUGAAUGUGUUGCUAAGGAACUUCAUACAAAAGUACCCAUUAAAGUUUUAGCUAAACGAUGUAAAGAUGCAUGUAAAGAUAAAGUAUCCAAAUUUAAGCCGGCUAUUUAUAAUAGAUAA
Molecule: messenger RNA, 297 nt
Organism: Rotaria socialis
Lineage: Eukaryota; Metazoa; Rotifera; Eurotatoria; Philodinida; Philodinidae
Source: the annotation of a GenBank genome assembly